AUGAUUAUUUACAAGGACGUUAUUUCUGGAGACGAAUUAUUAUCUGACGCUUACGAAGUCAAGUUAGUUGACGAUGUUGUCUAUGAAGCUGAUUGCUCCAUGGUCAAUGUCAACAACGGUGAUGUUGAUAUUGGUGCUAACCCAUCUGCUGAAGAAGGUGGUGACGACUUAGAAGAUGGUUCUGAAACUGUUAACAACGUUGUCUACUCAUUCAGAUUACAACAAACCUCUUUCGACAAGAAGUCUUUCAUGACCUACAUGAAGGGUUACAUGAAGAGAGUCAAGGCUCACUUAGCUGAAAAGAACCCAGAAGCUAUUGAAGCUUUCGAAAAUGGUGCCAAGACCUACUUUAAGAAGAUUGUUGGUUCUUUCGGUGACUGGGACUUCUACACUGGUGAAUCAAUGGACCCAGAUGGAAUGGUUGUCUUAUUGAACUACCGUGAAGAUGGUACUACUCCUUACGUUGCCAUCUGGAAACACGGUGUUUCUGAAGAUAAGAUUUAA
Debaryomyces tyrocola is the source of this 504-nucleotide messenger RNA. The record is from the annotation of a GenBank genome assembly. Lineage: Eukaryota; Fungi; Ascomycota; Pichiomycetes; Serinales; Debaryomycetaceae.